AUGCAGAAUCCCAAAACCCACAAAGCCGUGGCUUAUGACAAGCCGGGCGAGAUUUCCACUCGAAUUGUGCAGGUUGACACUCCCACUCCAGGACCUGGCCAAAUCCUGAUCAAGAUGACCCAUUCUGGCGUGUGCCAUUCCGACCUCAGUCUCAUGACCAAAACGCAUGUCUAUCAGUGGAGUUGGCUUCCGGAGCCCGUCAAGACUGGACAAAUUGGUGGUCACGAAGGUGUCGGCGUCGUCACCGAGUUGGGACCGUCAUCUGAGGCUUCAGGUGUCCAAGUUGGGGACCGCGUGGGCAUCAAGUGGAUUGCGUCUGCAUGUGGCAACUGCAUGCCUUGCUUAGCCGGGGCUGACGGUGUAUGCGUGAACGCAGAGGUAUCUGGAUAUACGUGCCCCGGUACAUUCCAGGAAUACGCCUUGGCUCCGGCUCACUAUGUGACGCCAAUUCCUGAUGGACUAGCCAGUGAUAUUGCGGCACCGCUUCUUUGCGGAGGUGUUACUGUUUAUUCGGCCCUCAAGAAGAGCAGAGCCCAGGCUGGAGAUUGGGUGGUUAUCGCUGGAGCCGGUGGUGGACUGGGCCAUCUUGGAGUGCAGCUAGGAGGCCGAGGGAUGGGAUUUCGAAUUAUUGGGUUGGAUAUGGGCUCUAAAGAGGAUUUCGUCAAGGAAUGUGGUGCCGAAGCCUUUGUCGACAUCUCGAAGUAUCCUACAGCUGAUGGCAAGGGCGCUGCUGAUCAAAUCUUGGAAAUUACCGGUGGCGCCGGUGCUGCGGCGGCUGUAAUUUGCAGCGCCAGUAACGCUGCUUAUGCUGAGGCCCUCUCUUAUCUGCGAUUCAACGGCACGCUUGUCUGUGUGGGGGUUCCAUAUGAUGCGAAGCCAAUCGCUGAGGCCUUCCCUCAUUUGAUGGUCGGCAAGCAAUUGGCCAUCGUUGGAAGCACCGUGGGCAACCGCCGAGAGGCAAUUGAAACCCUAGCUAUGGCCAAGCGGGUAGCCACUACUCCUUUCCGUCUUGAGAAGGUCCACAAUAUCAAUAAUGUGUUCAGAGAAAUGAAGGAUGGGAAGUUGCAGGGUCGGGUGGUGUUGGACCUACAAUCGUGGACUUAA
Messenger RNA from Penicillium lagena, 1104 nucleotides. Its product is annotated as zinc-dependent alcohol dehydrogenase. The record is from RefSeq and is a predicted model, not a curated record. NCBI's taxonomy places the organism in Eukaryota, Fungi, Ascomycota, Eurotiomycetes, Eurotiales, Aspergillaceae. Gene Ontology annotation, molecular function: oxidoreductase activity; zinc ion binding. The coding region runs from base 1 to 1104 and encodes 367 amino acids. The transcript is spliced from 3 exons.